CUGUAGUCCGGCUGCUCGCUUACUGCGCGCCUACAGAAUCUGACUGUGUGGACUGAAGGCAAACUGGGAGUGAUGGGAGCGAACUGGGUCUCGUGGAGAACAACUGCAGCUCUCAUUGUUAUUCUUCUCCAUGUCCGAGUUCUGACCGGUGCCACAACCACAGCUGUAACUGGAGUGGAGUGUCAGAGAUUUGACUUCAGGUGUGAAUAUCGAGCCCAACAGCUGAGCAAAGCCACGUACUUCCGCCAUGUUGUUAACCAGGUGUCCAGUCUCCUGAUACAGACAGAAAAACACAACCGGUGGGUGACAAAAGGUCGAUUCUCUCUGUACGACAACACCUCUGGAGCCUUUUUCAUCGUCAGAGUGAAUAAACUGACCUUAGAGGACAGCGGGACGUACUUGUGCGGAGCGCUUGUCAACGCCACCAGUGACUAUAUGAGCACCAUACAGCUGAACGUCACCAGAAAUCCUCAUCUAUACACAUGCCAUUCAGACAUUGUAACAACGGCUCCUCCAAUGGACUACGCAGUGGACAAGUUCCACCAUUCGCUGUUCCUGAUUACGGUCACGUGUGUGGCAGCGAUUCUGUUUGUGUGUCUGUUUACGUUCUGUCUUCAGCUGGCUGUGAAAAACAGAAGACCAGCGCCUCGACCGAACCGAGAGAUGUCUUCAGACUACGAGACCAUGAUGCCCGGUGUGAGAGCAGAACCUGAGCUCCGCUGCAGCUGUUCGGCUCCAGACUGCCCUGAUCUUUCAGCUUUACCUAGACCACCAAGUGACUUCUACCCUCACCUCACGUCAAAGCCCCGGGACUCCAGCAGCACUCUGGGCCUCGGCGACUAUGUGGAUGUGGAUGUUCCAGGACACGUCUGCCAGUACCAGCAUCUGGAUCUCAGCCGGCUGGAGGAGCACGUCUAUCAUUGCCUUAAUGGAAACAAUGAUCCUAAACAUGGACCCAUGAUAGAGCAGAUUCACAUUUCUUCAAACUAUUAAAGGAUAAUUUUAGGUUAAUCGCAGCUUGAUCUUAUUUUGUAGUCACGGUUUUAUUAACAGAAAUAAUGGCCAAAUUUGCAACAAUAGGAUCUAAGUUUUAACAACCCAGGAUUAUCCUUUACUAUGUGUGGAUGAAUGAAACCGUUCAGACAUUGAAAUGUUUGGAAUCUUUAGCGAGUAAAGUGUACAUUUUCUGCCGCGUUUUGUUAUUUUUAAAGGAAAAUAUGUUUUAAAUUGCACAAAGAGAGAAGCCUGAAAAGUGUUACCAGAGUCUCAAGGAUUAAUCUGGACUCAGGAUGUGAGAUUUUAACAAAAUCCAGCAAGUUUUGGAUGUUUUAACUAGUCUCAGUUUGCUUUGUAAUAUAUUGCAUCAAAUAAAAAGAGAAAUCAGAAGCGGUU
This is a messenger RNA of Stegastes partitus (bicolor damselfish), 1392 nucleotides long. RefSeq lists its product as uncharacterized. Gene Ontology annotation, cellular component: plasma membrane. Gene Ontology annotation, molecular function: transmembrane signaling receptor activity. The record is from RefSeq and is a predicted model, not a curated record. Bases 73 to 993 code for a protein of 306 amino acids. Lineage: Eukaryota; Metazoa; Chordata; Actinopteri; Pomacentridae. The transcript is spliced from 5 exons.